AUGUUGGAGUCAUUACUAGUGGAUCCAUUAGCAACACUUUACCAUGAGGAGCUGUUUCUUAUACAAUGGGUGCAAAAUUUUUUUGCGCCAGUGGGACCGUUACUGCUGCUGCUCAGCGAGCAUUUGACGCCAGCAAAAUUACUGGAUAUCUAUAUUCCAGUGAUAGGUGUAUUUAACCAACAGCUUAUGAUGCUACUUGUAGGCACGCUAGGUGUAAUGAAUGUGCUCUCCUCUUUAAUUAAAUGGUCUGCGCCGGCAAACCGCCCUUACUGGUGGUUACGUGAGUCUAAUGACACGACUGCGUUACAGCAAUAUCAGGGCACUUGCCAAACGACAGCAGCGUUUCCCUCGAGCCAUUUGGUGUCCUUCAGCACAACUCUUUACUUGAUAGCUUUGGUCUUUUUACCCGCCUGUUGUCAGCGCCUUAAAUUGCCUAAUCGAUAUUUGAGCGCAUUUUGUAUACAAACGGUUAUACUAGGCGGCACUGCCAUGUCAAUAAGUCGCAUUUAUUUGGCAGCACAAUUUCCACAUCAAUGUCUGUUAACAUGCUUUUUCACGAUAUUCACGUUGCACACAUUCCGCAAAUAUUCCAAAAGCUUGUGUAAUCUUCGUCGGUUUAAAGCAAUCCUGAUACUCGGCUGCCUUAGUUUUUCGCCGGUGUUGAUAUAUUUUGGCAUGCUGCGUAUUGACAUGGAUCCGCAUUGGUCGGUGCGCAUGGCCUUCAAGUGGUGUAUGGAUCCGACACAAAUGCGCCAUGAGGAUAGUUCAAUUUUCGUGCUGGCUCGCGAUUUUGGACAUCUUACCGGCGUAGUGCUUUCGUUGCCAAUCUAUGAAAGCUUGGAAAAUAAAACUGUUAUCACCAAACGUCUUCCAUUGCUUUUGGUGCUGGAAAUGCUCAACUACUACGCGCGUCUGGAAACGCCGAAGACUUACGGUCGGGUAGCAUUUGUGGCUUAUGAGUUUGCACGUAAUGCUAUGCAUUCGUUUACGCUUUUAAAAAUCGUGCCGAAAUUGACGACAUAAUGAAGAACUCUCGAAAAUAAUUAUAUACAUAUGAUUCUAUUGUAAAGUAU
Messenger RNA from Bactrocera tryoni, 1073 nucleotides. It is a transcript of the gene G6P, whose product is annotated as glucose-6-phosphatase 2. NCBI's taxonomy places the organism in Eukaryota, Metazoa, Arthropoda, Insecta, Diptera, Tephritidae. The transcript is spliced from 5 exons. Gene Ontology annotation, molecular function: glucose-6-phosphatase activity. The record is from RefSeq and is a predicted model, not a curated record. Gene Ontology annotation, cellular component: membrane. Gene Ontology annotation, biological process: glucose 6-phosphate metabolic process; gluconeogenesis. Bases 1 to 1023 code for a protein of 340 amino acids.